UUUACCCCUCCACCCUCCACCCCUCCUCGGCGCGGCUCGGCUCGGCUGCAAAUCGCAGGCUUUCCCCGAGCAGCCUAGGAGAGGCGGCGGGCGUAGAGAAGGCGGCGGGAGGAGCGCAGCAGGCGGGCCGCGCCGAGCGCUCGGGCAGCGGCGGCGGCGGCGUCGCUCGAGCAAUCCCGGAGGCGCCGCGGCGCCCGGCGCGCCCUAGCUCGACUAGGAACGCAGUGAAGCCGGGGCUGCAGCGGGGCGAGGAGGAGGAGAGUGCGCGCGUGUGUGUGCGUGUGUGCGAGAGUGUGGGGGGCGACGGUCUCGCAUCGGAGCGGAGGAGAGGGCAGGGGAACCGGGGCGCGGCCCCCGGGCGCCCCCGCCGCUCCCCGAGGUUUUCCCGCGGCGGCGCCCGCUCCCCGGCGCCCCUCACCAUGGACUCGCGCCGAGUUGGGACGCGCCUCGGCAGCAGCGCGCGGGUAACUGCCCGGCCCUGGGGCUGCGCGGGCGCGCGCGCGGGGAUGGCGAGGUAGGAUGGCCGCCCAGCGCGACCCUUGCCGCCCCAACCCAGCGGCCGCCGGGCGGUGCAGCUGACUCGCUGGAGCGCAUAGGGGUGUGGGCGGAGGCGGCCCCGCCGCGCCCGCGCCUUCGGGAGUCGCUUUGCCUCUUCCACCCACUCGCACCUGCCACCGCGCGGAUACCAUGUCUAAGGCGGCCGGAGGUCCGGCAGCGGCGGCGGCUGCGGAAAGUUGUCCCUCGGCUUCUGCCGGCCCGUCCGCCGCCGCCGCGGUGGAGGACCUGUCCAAAGUGUCGGACGAGGAGCUGCUGCAGUGGAGCAAGGAGGAGCUGAUCCGCAGCCUGCGGCGCGCCGAGGCGGAGAAGGUGAGCGCGAUGCUGGACCACAGCAACCUCAUCCGCGAGGUGAACCGCCGCCUGCAGCUGCACCUCGGCGAGAUCCGCGGGCUCAAGGAUAUCAACCAGAAACUCCAGGAGGACAACCAGGAGCUGAGGGACCUCUGCUGUUUCCUGGAUGAUGACCGGCAGAAAGGCAAGAGGGUGUCCCGGGAGUGGCAGAGACUGGGCCGCUACACGGCUGGGGUGAUGCACAAGGAAGUGGCCUUAUACCUGCAGAAGCUGAAGGAGCUGGAGGUGAAGCAGGAGGAGGUGGUGAAGGAGAAUAUGGAGCUCAAGGAGCUCUGCGUGCUGCUCGACGAGGAGAAGGGCGCCGGCUGCGCGGGCAGCCGCUGCUCCAUCGACAGCCAGGCCAGCCUGUGCCAGCUCACCGCCUCCACCGCGCCCUACGUGCGGGACGUGGGCGACGGCAGCAGCACCUCCAGCACCGGCAGCACCGACAGCCCGGACCACCACAAGCACCACGCCAGCAGCGGCAGCCCGGAGCACCUGCAGAAGCCCCGGGGCGAGGGCAGCCCCGAGCGCGCCAAGCACCGCAGCACCAGCCCCGAGCAUCUGCAGAAACCCCGAGCCGCCGGAACCCCGGAUCACCCCAAAGCACUCAAAGGACCCAGUCCCGAGCACCACAAACCCAUGUGCAAGGGCAGCCCUGAGCAGCAAAGGCCCCCGCACCCCGGGAGCAGCCCUGAAACGCUGCCCAAGCACGUGCUGAGCGGGAGCCCAGAACACUUUCAGAAGCACAGGCCCGGGGGCAGCCCGGAGCACGCGAGGCACAGCGGAGGGAGCCCCGAGCAUCUGCAGAAACACGCCCUCGGCGGGAGCCUGGAGCAUCUACCCAGAGCCAGGGGCACCAGCCCUGAGCACCUCAAACAACAUUUUGGGGGGAGCCCCGAUCACAAACACGUGGGCGGAGGAGGCGGAGGCAGCGGCGGAGGCAGCAGGGAGGGUACUCUCCGAAGACAGGCGCAGGAGGACGUGUCCCCCCAUCACCGGAGUGUCUACAGUGGCAUGAACGGUGGGUUGUGUGGAGGAAACUUGGAGAUGCUGCAGGUUCCUGUCCUGGGAUUAGGCAACAUUUGUCUGGAAACCAGUACAAAGGACCGAUGUGAAAGGCAGUCUUUCAAACAAGAGAUCACCACUGCCAGAGAGAGAGAAAAGAAGAGAAAAGUGGGUUUCCACAAACCUGGACUCAUUGAAUAACCUGGAGUGAUUGUACAUUGCACAUAUUUUCCCUCUAAAACCUUUAGUAUUACUGACGCUGUAUUUCAUCUCUCAUUUCCAUGUCCACAACAGCUCAUCUCAAGUCAAUUUCAGACAGCUUUGAAAAUUACCAUUUGGGUACCAGUAUUUUCAUUAGAACUAAAAUGUUUUUGACUCCUCAGAUCUAAGAUUGUCACUGGGAAACCUGCAUGAUUGGAAGAAUCCAGUUUGGUGGAGUUGACUCAUUGCACAGAACGGUGGGACUUUUCGACCAUACUGUGUUGAGGAAGAGGUGUCUUCCAGCUUUCCAAGUUUGAGAGGCAGGCACCUAUUUCUUCUAUUAUAGUCAACUAUUAUGAAUUCCUGAUGCAUAAUGAAUUUGAAUGUAAGAUAAGGUUUCUGGGAUAUUUGUUUUGACUUUUGAGGUGCUAAAAAUACUAUAUAAAUUCUCUUUACCAGCUAGAAGCGUAGCAAGACUUUGUGGAGUGCAUAUCAGAGAGUACCAUUUAUUUUAAGGGAUCGGGAUAAAUAUAGCUUUUCUUUUAAUCUUGCUAUAUUCAUGAAGACACAUGUUGGGGCUAUACCAACUUCCAUAUUCAUUCAGUGUAUCCAUUGAUGUUAAUAUUAAUUCCAAUUAAAGAACAAGCAAACAUAAUUUUUCUAAGUGUUUCCAGCUGUGAGAUGUCAAUUUCUACAAUUUAGUUUCUAGAUCUGCUGUUAUAUUUAAUAAACUUUAUGUAAACUUUAAAAUACUGCACCGCAUUUAUGAAAAAGCUUUCUUUGCCUACAGCAGCUAACAGUUUUAUGAAACUGACGCAUGUCCUUCAUUGAGGCUAAAAGCUCUUGUUCAGAUUGCUUGAGGUUUGAAAACGAGGUGUGCUAGCUUUGCUUAGUUUCUUAUUUUUGGUAUAUAUAUAUAUAUAUAUAUACACACAUAAUAUUAGACUGUGUGUAUUGGAAAUGCUAUGAUAGGUAUUGUGUUUUUUCAGAUGCAAUGAUAGUUUCUUGUAUGAAUGUGCAAGAGGCCUGUGACAGAAUGCUAAGUUUUUAUUGUAGUUUACGAUUAUAAAAGUAGGAAUGCAACAAUUCCCAGUUUUUAGAUUUCUUCUAAAUUACUCAGAUUGGCUUCAUAGCAGAUAUUCAUUGUUGCUGUUGUUUUUAAAUGGACUCAUUACAGUAUUAAUUGUUAUUGGUGAAGAAAUGUGAAGGAAUUUCAUUACACUUAAAAUGUUACUGUGAUGAAAAAACAGCCCUCUGUUUUCCGAAAAUAUUUAUGAAUUAAUUUACUAUAGAAUUAUCUAAUUAUUGUAAUUGGGUUAUCAGUUAAGCUCAUCUUUCUUUUGAAAUGUUAUAUUAUUACUCUGUAAAAGAAAACUGCUUGCUAUAUUUAUACCUUCUCUUGUAGAAAAGCUUUCAUCCUUAAAUUGUUGUAUUCCUACGCUCUGAAGACAUUUAAAACAAGUUUUUGUGCCUGCAGUAGACACUGCAGAGAGCUAAUACAAGGAACACUGGUCUUUUGACAAAAUACUUGUGUAAAUUUUGAUACUGUAUUAAAACUAUUUUUUUAAAGUUCUGCAUAAAAUUGAGUAUCAAGUAUAUGUGUUCAUCUUAGCAAUGGUAAUAAAUUAUUUAAUCUCA
Messenger RNA from Mustela erminea (ermine), 3735 nucleotides. It is a transcript of the gene CCDC85A, whose product is annotated as coiled-coil domain containing 85A. Gene Ontology annotation, cellular component: nucleus. Lineage: Eukaryota; Metazoa; Chordata; Mammalia; Carnivora; Mustelidae. The transcript is spliced from 3 exons. The record is from RefSeq and is a predicted model, not a curated record. Gene Ontology annotation, biological process: negative regulation of DNA-templated transcription. The coding region runs from base 688 to 2097 and encodes 469 amino acids.